Molecule: messenger RNA, 1439 nt
Organism: Triticum dicoccoides
Lineage: Eukaryota; Viridiplantae; Streptophyta; Magnoliopsida; Poales; Poaceae
Product: putative 14-3-3-like protein GF14-H
Exons: 7
Coding region: 199-963 (254 amino acids)
Source: RefSeq, a predicted model, not a curated record
ACAAGAAAAGUCACACACGAUCAGAUCAAGUCAUGUUCACUUGUUAACCAAAAGCCAACACAUCUAGGUCACCGCUUGCAAGAAUAGAUCCAUAUAAGCAGAAAAGCAAAGGAAGAAGCGCCCAUUCCUUUUUGGGAAGGUUCUCACAGCAGAUUAGAGGAAUCACCAAUCCAGGGGAAGUAGGAGGAGGAGGAGGAGAUGGAGGAGAGGGGGAAGGUGGUGUGCAUGGCGAAGCUGGCCGAGCAGGCGGGGAGAUACGAUGAUAUGGUGGAUUUUAUGAAGAAGCUUGCUAGGAUGGAUGUGGAUAUGAGCGUUGAAGAGAGGCAUUUAUUUUCAGUUGGUUUUAAGAAUACAAUUGGUGCAAGGAGGGCAUCAUGGAGAAUCCUUUCUUCACUUGAGCAAAAGGUGGCAGCGGGUGAGCAGGCUGGCCGGAUGAUAAGUGUCUACAGAACGAAAGUUGAGGAUGAACUAAGGAUGGUUUGCAAUGAAAUAUUGUCAAUCAUCGCUAUUCAUUGCCUUCCCUUGGCUAAUGCGGGUGAAAACGUUGUGUUCUUUCAUAAAAUGAAAGGUGACUACUACCGUUACCUGGCUGAAUUUAGCACUGGGGUUGAAAAGAAGUCUGCUGCUGACCAAUCACUCAUGGCCUAUCAGCAAAUGUUGCUGCAGCAUGCCAUGGUUGUUGCCUCCACCGAGCUUUCGCCUGCUCAUCCAAUCAGGCUUGGCCUUGCGCUCAAUUUCUCAGUGUUCUUUUAUGACAUAAUGAACUGUCAUCAGAGAGCUUGCCAAGUUGCAAAACAAGCAUUUGAUGAGGCUACUACUGAGAUUAAUUCCGCUGGUAUGGAUGGCAACAACGAUAGCACACUAAUGAUGCAGCUUCUGAACGACAACCUAGCAUUGUGGAAGUCAGAACUAACUGAAGGUGAAACCUCGAACGAUAGCGACAUCGAUAUGGAGGAGGGAUAACUGGAAUGUGCUGAAGGCUCCCCUGCAUGCAUGUGUGCAAAAUGACCAGAACAUAAUGGUACCAAACCUGCUGGACACUGUUGGUUUUUGUGACAAUGCGCUGAUACAAUUUUCCGACAUUUUAGCAGGGAUAACUGGAAUGUGCUUCAAGGCUCCCUCCCUAGCACGUAUGUGUGUGAAAUAACCAGAACAUAGUGCUACCAUUGAAAUCGCCCCAAAGUGCCUUGCCUACUGUGCAGCUUGUUAGUAGUUCUGGGGUCCUCGCUUGGUGUUUUCCUAGGCUUUCCACAGUAUGGAUUGGUAACCAUGUGCCCAGCUUUGCUCAUGUUUUGAGAGCUUGGAGCAGUGACCAUCCAUCUUUGAUGCUUUUGUUUCUAGUUUUCCUCCAUGCGUAUUAAGCGUUGCUGUAUACUGGCGAGCUAUAUGUAACUAGUAGUAUCUCAGCUAUCAAUGACGAAAAACUGUCAUUUUUUUCA